CGGCCGCCUGCUCCUAGCCGCGCCCGGCCGAGCCCGGGAGGGCGCGGAGAGACUCAGCAGAGGAAGCGCAGCCAGCGCCGGGCGUCUGCGUCGGGGAGGAGCGGCGCGCGGGGAGCGAGCCAUGCCCGGCGGUUGGGAGUAGCCGCCCGGGCUGCCCGGGAGCCGCGGGCCAGGCCGGGUACGCGAGAGGAGCAGCCCCACACCGCGCCCACACGUGCCGAGGACCAUGCCGCCCCCGGGCCGGGCACCGCCGCUCCGGCUCCUGCUGGCGCUGACUGCGCUCCGGUGCCCAGUGAUGGAGUGCCGGGGAGCCGUGGACAGCCUGCAGAAAUUCUCCUCGCUCCCUACCUAUCUCCCCGCGAGCCUCCGCAUCGAGGGGGCAGAACGGUGCUUCUUCCUCAAGGAGGCCAACCAAGACCUCACGAGGAACGCCAGCCUGCAGGCCCGGGCCGAGUCCGUGUUCAUCCACCGCACGAGGACACCCCCUCUGGUCAACGCCAGCUAUGGCCCCUUCGCCGUGGAGAAGACAGUCCCCCCGGAGCUCCUGCUGCCUGCCACGCCCUUCACCCACUUGGAGAAUUUCCCCUUCAACUGGAGGCUGAAGGCUCACCUGCUGGACAGCUCCAUCUUUGCCAACAGGCCCAAAGUGCAGACCCUGUUUUACAUCACCGGCAUGGCCUGGGACGCCAGCGACCCUCCUGACAGCCUGCCCUGUGUCAAGAUGUUUGCGUUUCCUGAGGCCAGGGAGGUGGCGGCCAGCUGCCGGCUGCAGGGGGACCCAGGGCUGUGCGUGGCUGAGCUGGAGCUACUGCCUGAGUGGUUCAGCUCGGGUCUGGACCUGGAGCCGGAGGAAGAGGUCCCGGCCAGGCUAGGGGGCACGGCCAUGGAGUUGUACUUCACCCUCUACCCAGCCGACGAGGCAGGGGGCUGCCCGCUGGAGGAGGCCGGCAAGUGGGAGAACAAUAUCCACUCGGGCCAGGAGGGCUCCCAGCCGGCACUGCCCGCCCGGGAGAGGAUUGGGAGCGUGGUGGUCUACCCGACCCAGGACGACCUGAGGUGGUCCCCGGUGAGCCUGGACGAGAACGUGGUCAUCUCAGUGCCUCUGAACCUGGUCCGAGAAGGGGACACGGCCACCUUCCUCGUGUCUCUCACCAGCGGCUCUCUGGCAGACCACUUUACGCUCAGAAUCAAGGCUGCAGCGGGAGUGAAGAUCACAGCGGUCAGGGUCAGCAGUGAGGACCGCUGGGCUGUGCAGGAGGACAUAGAUAACAGCAGUGACCAGACCACGGCCACCCUCACCUGCGUGGGCCACCGUCCCGACCCGCAGAGCAGGGUCAACGGCUCCUUCCACGAGAUCCUGCAGGUGGACGUGGGCGUGGACAACAGCAGCAGCCUGGCCGGGGCCCAGCAGAUCACCUGGCAGGUGGAGUACCCAGCGGAGGACGCCGUGAGCGAGCUUCUCGUCUCCGAAAUCUUCGUCAGCCAGACCACCUUUGUGGGCAUCGUCCCUCUUGCGAUGGACGUGUCGCGGCACGUUGACACGGAUGAAGUGUCCGGCGGCCCAAUGGGAAGGCCGGAGUUGGAAAGAGAGUGGGCAGUACGGGUCCAGGUGCAGAGCGCGCGCCUGCUGUUGGGAACAAUGGCGCCAGGAGGCAUGCGCCACGCGGGGUUGCUAACGAAGCCCCCAGUCUGUCACGCGCACUGGAGCUGCACAGAGCACGCAGCCACGGGAGGCGCAAUAGAACGAGGUGGCACUUUACAGCACAGCCGCGCCAAGGAAGCCUUGAUUGGAGGGGGCAGCUGA
Echinops telfairi (small Madagascar hedgehog) is the source of this 1804-nucleotide messenger RNA. Its product is annotated as transmembrane protein 132B. The record is from RefSeq and is a predicted model, not a curated record. NCBI's taxonomy places the organism in Eukaryota, Metazoa, Chordata, Mammalia, Afrosoricida, Tenrecidae. The coding region runs from base 227 to 1804 and encodes 525 amino acids. The transcript is spliced from 6 exons.